This is a messenger RNA of Synchytrium microbalum, 2289 nucleotides long. RefSeq lists its product as uncharacterized. Lineage: Eukaryota; Fungi; Chytridiomycota; Chytridiomycetes; Synchytriales; Synchytriaceae. Gene Ontology annotation, biological process: protein dephosphorylation. Gene Ontology annotation, cellular component: protein phosphatase type 2A complex. Gene Ontology annotation, molecular function: protein phosphatase regulator activity; calcium ion binding. Bases 1 to 2289 code for a protein of 762 amino acids. The record is from RefSeq and is a predicted model, not a curated record. The transcript is spliced from 10 exons.
AUGGAAUCUGAAGACCAACAAACAACAAAGGAACUACUUCCAAACACUAGUCUAUUACGCAACUCUGAUAAUUCCUCACAUCAUUCUUCUGAUAUUGAUCUAUCUGCCUCGUCUGUCAAGAUGGCAACUUUGGCGGGUGCCAACAUAAAUGCACCUACUAUACACACACAACACUCCAACAGCCCUCCAUUACAGUCUCCACUCAUAUUGGUCGACACUGCAAUGUCGGAUCUAGAUCCAUUCCCGUCAUACAUGUCGCCACAACAUCAAACAACUCCAACACACCCGUCAGAGAGAGAGUCAAGAACGCCACCGCGUAGUCCCAAACCAUCUAGAUCAUCCAGACCCAUCUCCCAACAUGCCCCUCAUUCGCCUCAUGCCAUGGAUAUUGAUGGACUGCCCUUGUCUCCUUCACUUGAACCAACUCUUGCUCCGUUCCUCACCCUCCGUAUGGAGCCACCUGUUUCUGAAGCCGGUGCUGAAAUGCUUUUAUGUCAACCUAGCAUGGAAGGUGACACAGAUCUAGAAAACAAAGUCUCACAACCACACGUGGAGCACUUGCUUUGGCCAGAGCAUCGUCUAUCCACAACAGGUCCAGGCGAUCGUAAUGUCAAAAGUCAGUCUGAUUCCGGUGUAGAUCUCACUGCUGAUGUCGAAGGAGAUGUUCCCAUGUUGGACGUACCACCAGCUGUGUCUUUGCAUGUGAUACCACCAUUCUACUUCCCUAUUGGCACAAAUCCAGACGAAUCCUCCCGCAAACCUGAUGGUUUGGCGCAAAAGCAGCUGUUUGGAGUAGACUCUGAGAAUCUCAUAGGUCGUGGCUUAAGUGAACGCGAUUUUGAAAAGGUCACUGAACGAUGUCAGCUCCCAAGAUAUCUCAAUGCUUGCCUGUUUCGUCAAUGUGGCGGCGAACGAGACAAGCCAGUCUUCUUUCAAGCCUUUCAGCAAACUUGGUCUGCUCUAACGACAAAAUUCCGUGGAGAGGACUCUUUGGCAUUUGGUGUAUUUAAACAGAAUGUCAAUAAUUUCAUUGAACCGGAGGAUAUUGAGCUCGUUGUGACCGACGUGGUACAUCAUCACCCUGGUCUGGUAUUUUUAGCACCGUUGCCAGUUUUUCAAGCCAGAUAUGUUGAGACAGUUGUAGCUAGAAUUUUUUAUGGAAAGACUCAGAAUUGGAAUGACCGGAUGACUUUUGCUGAAUUCAAAAAGACUGGCAUCUUGAACGUUAUAAGGAAUCUGGAAAACCAAGACGAUAUCAACUCUACUCGUGACGUCUUCUCCUACAAGCACUUUUAUGUAAUUUAUUGCAAAUUUUGGGAAUUGGACUCUGAUCACGAUAUGCAGAUUGACCGUCGAGCGCUAAGUCGAUACGAUCGAUCAUCAAUAAUACCUCGAGUUGUCACUCGCAUUGCAGAGGGUGCCGGUCGUCCCGUAGUUGGAGCUAGAAAUGCCACAACUAUGGGUUAUAGAGACUUUAUCUGGUUCAUUUUGUCAAAUGAAGACAAGAGGACACCGCAAGGAAUUGAGUACUGGUUUAGGGUUUUGGAUACAGACGGCGACGGCCUGAUAUCGCUACAUGAACUACAGUACUUUUGGGAAGAGCAGCAUGCCAAGAUGAUUGAGAACCGUUUGGCGGAUCCGUGGAAGUUCGACGACUUUGUAUGUGCCUUGCUAGAUUUAGUGAAACCUGUGCAAAAGCAUGCCGUCAGUUUGCAUGAUUUGAAAAAGUGUGGAUCCGCCAGUAUAUUCUUUGACAUGAUAUUCGACUUGAAGAAGUAUGACAGCUUCAUUCGACGUAUUGACCCUGCCUGGAGAGAAAUGGAUGACGUCGUAGUUGUGGAUGGUCGUGGCAGACGUGUAAAACUAGAAGGCUGGGACAAGUUUGCUGAGCGUGCCUACGAGGAGUUGGCAAUAGAAGAAUCUCAGCAACGAAACACCAAUUAUAGAACAACGGCUCGUUAUGUAUACUCGGAUGAUGACGAUGAUACUGCCGAGGUUUGGUCUGUCAACCACCGUUCUAGCAACUCCUCAACAACUGGAGUGACCACCACCAGCACAUCUCCUUCGUUGACUGCGACUACCAGCGAUGAAGGCAACGGUAGCAGUAAUAGUAGCAGUAAUAAUGCAUGGUCUGGAGGCAUGUUUUCUCAUACAGAUGACGAUGACGCAUGGGAAGAGGACGAUGACGCAGAUGUUGAACCUCAUGAAGUCAGUGUUGCUGAAACUAUUGAGUUGAGCUCUAGUGUUGAUCAACCAACUGAAACUGCCACUAGCUCCCCAAUCUUUUGA